CCCCUCCCUCUCACCACAACACUCCUUUCUUCUCUCCUUCAAUAUGGCUAAGCAUAGCUGCCUUAGUGCUGCCUUCCUAGUGUUGCUAGGUCUAGGCUUGUGUAGUGCCUCUAGGGUCCUCCUCGGAGGGUAUGGGUACGAGGGUGGCGCAGGUUAUGGCGUUGGUGGUGGCUCUGGGUCUGGGAUGGGGAGCGUAGAAGGGGAACAUGGAGUAGGGUACGGUAGUGGAGGGGGGGGGGCCUCUGGUGCUGGCUAUGGGGCUGGUGGUGAUCAUGGGGCAGGGUAUGGUAGUGGGGGAGGCGGGGGCUCUGGUGCCGGCUAUGGUGCUGGCGGUGAUCAUGGGGUAGGGUAUGGUAGUGGUGGUGGCAGCGGUGGAGGUGCAGGAUAUGGUGCUGGAGGGGAGCACGGUGGUGGCUAUGGUAGCGGUGGCGGAGGAGGUAGUGGCUCUGGAUAUGGAGCUGGUGGAGAACAUGGUGGAGGAUAUGGAAGUGGUGGUGGUAGCGGUGGAGGUGCUGGAUAUGGUGCUGGAGGAGAGCAUGGAGGUGGCUAUGGUAGCGGUGGAGGAGGCGGUAGUGGCUCCGGAUAUGGAGCUGGCGGAGAGCACGGUGGAGGAUAUGGCAGCGGGGGAGGCAGUGGUGGUGGUGGCGGCUAUGGAGCGGGAGGGGAGCAUGGUGGUGGCUAUGGUAGUGGUGGUGGCGGUGGUGGUGGCAGCGGCUCUGGAUAUGGAGCUGGAGGUGCUGCUGGUGGUGGCUAUGGGGGUGGCUCAGCUGCGGGCUAUGGUAGCGGUGGCGGUGCUGGUAGUGGUGGUGGCUACGGUGCUGGCGGUGGUGGCCACGGGGGUUACUCUCCUUGAACGAGGAGAGAAGAGAGUGUUUAGUGCUGAGGGGAAUGGUGUGAAAAAUAGUAAGCUAAAUGUGAUGAAGCUUGGAACAGAAAUUAUAAGAUUAGGUUUAAUACUUCCCAAUUAUUGAAUAAAGUUUGUGUUUGUAGCCCCAACGCACAACCUUAUAUGUAUUGUUUGUCAUUACGUGAAUCAAAGUGUUGAGUUGUUAUCUGCCUAA
This is a messenger RNA of Amborella trichopoda, 1061 nucleotides long. RefSeq lists its product as uncharacterized. The record is from RefSeq and is a predicted model, not a curated record. NCBI's taxonomy places the organism in Eukaryota, Viridiplantae, Streptophyta, Magnoliopsida, Amborellales, Amborellaceae.